AUGAUCGAGUCCUGUGUGUGUCAUGGGUUUCUGUCCCAUAUGUGCGAUCCACCCGCCAUUGUGCUUAUGAACUUCCCAUGGGUCUCCGAGGUCGUGGUAAAGUCUCGUGAUUUUCGUGAAACUCGUAAAACUAAAAGAAAAACUUGUCGGUUGUCGCUAGCGCUUAUUUCUUCCGAAAUGAUUUGCAGUUGUUUAAUAGCACUUGUUCUGGCUUGUUUUAUAAACUGUUCUCAUUGCGCGGUUUCGGUGGCUAAACCGAGCGCCGCUCAAGCAAAGUACCUCGACUACGAGAUAGGAGCCAGCAUACACUUCAAUAUGCAGACAUUUAAUAGAAGUAUGAAAGCAGGUAAGGAUUUUGGAAUAAUUUUACUCCUUGAAAAGUGAUACACCAGUGUGAAAUAGAGUUUCUGAACCAUCUAAGCUAGUAACGCUACUAGUGCUUAAGCUUACGUAGCUGCCAACUUUUCUUAGGCAAAUGCGUGAGACUCUAGCCUUGUCAUGUCAUGACGACAGGAGGCCUACACAAUCUGUUUGUGUGACCGAUGUAAUUUUAUGGUAGAAUUGCACUGUAUGUACCAUUUGCUUCAGCUGUGGCGGUAUAUCGCUAAAUUUCUGCAAGUAUCAAAGCUAAUGCAUGGCUCAAUUUUACUUGUUACAAUCCCCCCCGGGCAAUCCACGGGACAAGUACCGGGGGUGGUAGGGAGGUGGGGCAAAUAAAGAAAUAUCUUCUCUUUGAUUUUGUGAAGUACAUGUUAUUUCCUGCACUGUUUACACGAUGGCUCCGGACCUCAAGACUACGUAUUUUUGAGGAAAAACAUAGGAAUUUGUCGGAGAGUGGCUGGAGAGGAAUAACUUAUCAAAAUUAAAGUUUGUAUUUGAAGGUAUGUUUAAAAUUUGAAACAAAUGUGCAUAUUGUGCAUACCUGAAUGGAUUUUAUGUUCUGGAAAGGAAGGACAGAAAUAUUUCUUCAGCUUAGCUUUAAAUAAUGAUAAGUUUUUAUAUGAAAAUGAAUACAAGGCUUUUGAUAUAUAUAGAGAAACAGAGACUCGGUCCAGUGUUCUCAUGAAGUGCUCUAUCGAGGAAGUGCUUUUUAAAGAGUUUUUCUUCUUCGUUUUCGUUCUCAAAUUUAUUGUUCAUGUUUUAACUACAUUAUGAUAUCCAGUUCACUAUCCUUCCCUCAAUAAACUCAGGAAAACGUUUAUAAAAGUUGCGAAAAUGUGUUGUUUUGCUUUUGUACGGAUCAAAAAGAUGUAGCAAAAAACAUAUAUGAGGUCAAUCGGGAGCUUGGUGGUGGGGAAUUGUCUCUUUCUACAUGCCCGGGGGUUGGGAAUAGACUUCUAAGAGAGAAAAAAAUUGAAAAUCUCUAGGGGUGUGUCUGAGUGCGUGGGGGCAUGGUUACAAGUAAAAUUGAACCAUGCAUAUGUUGUGUUACAGAGUGGAAAUUGCAUUACAAAGUGGACUUUGUGUCACAGAGUGUUCUGAAGUGGUAUUUUGAGCAAUUUUGAGGGAAUUUGAGUUUACUGUUCACUGCUGCUCGUUAAUCAACCAAUCAAUCAAUGAAAGACUUAAUUUAACAUCGAAUUUGUUGAUAGCAAAAUUGCUAAGAUCUGGGAAGAAGAACAUCAAGGGUGGAUUCAAUUUUUUGAACUGAUCUAGCACCGGAGCGAUUUUUCCCCCAGAAAAUCACAUCACUCUGCUUUCAAACUGUACAGCAAGAAGGUCGAAAGAUUCACACUUCUUUUCAUACCUUUCAAUCAAAAAGCCAUCUAAAAGAACCACAGCUAGUCCCUAAAGAAAAUCAAGAUUCCUCAGUUUUGAAUGGUCAAAAUGCAUAGCAAGAUUCAUGUGUGCCAGCCAGAAACUGUCCUGCUGAUUUCCUCUUUCUGAUUGGAUGUCAUUAACCAAAUGGUUAAACAAUAACUGAUUUAUAGCAGACUUGAUAAUUGAUCACUGUUUAAUGACACAAUUAAAAGGUGUUAAUCAGCAGGACUGUUUCUGGCUGCACGUGUGAAACUUGCUACAAAUUUUGACCAUUCAAAAACUGUGGUAUUUAUUAUAGUGUGUAAAAUGUUAUUGCAGUGUUUGCUGGGAAAGUUUGUUUGGAUAAAUGGUAGCUUUUUUAUUGCCAGCAACAAGAGAAGCCCACAUUAUGCAUGUGUCACAUGUAUGUAACCAGCAUUUGUUUGGACUUCCACUAAGAAUGAAUGGAAUCCACAAAACGUAAUUUGGUCAGGCACGUUUUGACUUUCUACCCUUGUUAUCUGAUCACGCGUGUUUUAAUCAUCUUUCAAUCAUCUUAUCUCAGGUAAUUUUUCUUUUUCUUUUGUUUUUGGGUAUGGUAAUAUAUGCUAAUGAAGUUGAAACAAAGGAAAAAUGAAAUUACCUGAGAUAAAAAGAUUAACUACAACAUAUAUUUUACGUUUUGCAGUUGUGGAUUGUGUUUGUUAUAAUGAGGAUUUCGUUAAAUUGAGGUUCUGUUGCAUAAUUUUUUACUGUAAUUUUGGCCAGGCUGAAGAAAAUAGUUUGUUGCACUGAGUACUUCGUUAUAAUUAUAUAGAGGUUUGUUAAAUUGAGGUCCAGUACUGUACUGUGUAGACUGGCUUUGAGCAGUUUUAAGCAGUUUUUUUGCUUGUUCUUGAGUUCGUAGUGCUGUAGCUAUGUAUAGCUCGGUCCUAAAAUGUUAUUGAAGGACGUGUGUCAAAUAUGAUCCUAGUAUAUGGCCUCGCUCUCCAUGAGUUCUCUGUAACUCAGGUGGAUAGAGUGCACGCCCGAUGUUUGGGAGGUUAAAGGUUUGAAUCCUGUCUGGGAGUUAGAUAAGUUUUGUCUUUGUCCCUCGCUCGUGGCAUGCUGAUUAUUUCAUUAUCACAUAUUUAUUUGAGUGUUUCCUUACUUGCAUUGUCCAUGAUCAGGUCAUGUGGUUUCCCCGGAUGCAUUUAACCCAACCAAGUUGUCAACAGAUGAGUGGUUAAAAGCAGCCAGUAGUUUUGGUGCAAAGUAUGCAAUUCUCACUUUAGAUCACUUCAGUGGCUUUCUACUGUGGCCCACAGAAACAAAUUACAACUACUCUGUAAAGAACAGUAUGUGGCGAAACAAAACAGGAGAUGUGGCAUGGGAAUUUAUGCAAUCUUGUUCAAAGUACGGCCUCGAGCACGCCUUCUACUACAGUGUUCAUGAGAAUUGGUAUAUGGAUGUUGAUAACUACAGAACACACAAUCCUGCAGCGCAAGCAUUUUAUAACCACAUUGUUGAACAACACAUGUAUGAACUGUUUGAUCCUAAGUCAAAGUAUGCAAACCCAUUUAUUUUUUGGUUUGAUGCUGGUAUUGUACCUGGUGUUAGUCCUAAGGUUGGGCCAAUAUUGCGUACAUUGGGUAAUAAUACUAUCUGUAUGCAGUGUCCAACAUUUGCUGGGAAUCAAGGAAUUCGUUGGGUUGGUGAUGAGCAAGCUGUGGCACCAUUACCUCUGUGGUAUUCAGUGCCGGAUAACACGUGUGAUAUGGGAAAAGGUUAGUAGAUAAGUAGCUAGCCUGUAUUGCAGACCUUAUUUAACAAUGGGAACAUUUGUGAAGCAGUUCCAAGAUCCUUGUUCUGGGCCCACAAUGGAUUCAACAAAUUACUGGAAGUGCGCUUUGAAUUUCCUUUCAUCGUUAAUGGCUUGUUAACAGAAGAAUCUUAGGAUGUACUCAAAUACAGAUGGGGACCCAGAACAAGAAUUUUGGCGCUGUUUCACAGAUGGACUUAACCAGAGUUUUGUUUCAUCUGUAUUGCAGUCUAGUAGAUAAGUUAUUACUAACAAAUCUCUUUACCAGCAGCCAAAGAAAAACAUUAGCCAAAAAUUAGCUAGAGCUUGCUUGCACGAUGUCUGAGAAUUCCACCUCCAUUGCCCAUUAUGGCUCCCCAGAUGUUAACUAAUCAAUGCAAGACAAUUCUACACAACCUUCAGUGGCAACAAACCCAUCAGCUGGGUACAUGGCAAAAUCCAACUGCCAGGCCAUGCUCCUUCCUCUUUAACAAAACAAAACUGAGUAUCUUUUUCAGUUUUACCCCCAGAUUGUUUAAUUUAAGCUGUUUGACCAAUUUCAACUCUCAACUCCAUCUGAGACAUCUGCAGAGACAGGUGGCAGAAAUUUAUAAAAAUUAUAAUACUUUGCAAUGGAUAAAUAACUACAUGUAAUAUCAUCUGAGGCAAAUGGUUGAAAUCAUAAAACUUUUAAAUAAAAAAAGCUGUAGAAAAAACAACAAUGGUAUUGCUACCUUGAAUUUAUCCUGCAUAAUUCCUCGGGUCCCAUAGGAAGGAAUUUCUAUCCCUGGUGGAGUGCCAUAAGUAAUAUAUCAAACAUGGGACGCAGUGUUUCAUCACCAGAUGAAACACCGAGAAGAGAGUUGAAAAUACGACGCGUAGCGGAGUAUUUUUGACGAACUUCGAGGUGUUUCAUCUGGUGAUGAAACUCUGUGUCGAAUGUUUGAUAUUUCUUCUAAAACAAACUCAUUUUUGAAGGAGAAAUUAAGGAUGCAAAAAUGAGCAGUUUUUCAUCCGAUAUCCAAACACUCAUUAAACAUUAAUUUCCUUUGAAUUUUCUUUAUGAAUUAUUAAUGAGUUUGAGAAGAGCAUAUUCAAUCUGAAUGGUCUAAACUUCAGUGAUUAUUUUGAACUGCAGUGCAGGAGCACUAAGACGAGAUCCAACCAUCAAUAUAAGAUACAAACCAAACUCGCGAAAUUAAGAUAAUCAAGUUUUGGAACGAUUUUCCAAGUAAUGUAAUCAAUUGCCAUGAUAGUCCAGAUAUCAACAAGUUUGAACUAAGAUUAAAGAAUCACAUGAAUAUUUCUUGAAUAGACAUUCUAUACUUUUUUAAUGAUAUUUCUGUGAUUUUUAUAUAUUUUUAUAAACUUGCAAUUAUAUAAAUGUAUUUUUUAAAUUUUUUAUUGCUGUAAUUAUUAUUUUUCUAGUUUUUUUUCUUUUUUUUUCCUUUUUAGGAGAUCCUUAAUACAGGGUUAACCUCUGGGUUUUCUUUUUCUUAAUAACAGUGCUUGUUAUUUUGAAAUAAAGUACUUUAUGUUUGUAUGUAUAGCUGGCGCUUUUUUGGUGUGUCUUUCUGUGUGUUCAAGAGACACCCAAGAGCAAGAUGAACCAGAAAACAUGCAAGGUUGAUCUGCCUUCUUCCCUCCUUCCUCCCCCAUCAUUUCCUCAUUUGACCCUUGUCAAGUUUUGUGGGGCUGAAUCUCUUACUUUGCGAACUGCAAAUAACACAGCACACUGCACACACAAUUCAAAGACACCAGCCAGUACACAGGCUCUUACCUUGGCUUUAAUUAAGGUAUAGCCAGUUUGGCAUUGGGUGUCAAUUUGAUAGAAAGCUCCACAAAUUAAUGUUGAUUUUUUUGCGACCCUGUGUAUUAAGAUUGAUGACUUCAUGACUAAAUGAAAUCUCCGCCGAUUAGCAUUUUGUAGCCUAGCUUUUUUGAUACAGAAAUUCAAAUUCCUAAGAUAUUGAUUGAUUUCUUUCCACUCCUACCUCUUGAAGUGCAGGAGAAAAAAAUUAUCUCAACCAUUAACACAGUGUAUAAUAUAUCUUGUUAAAGUAAUAUAAUUUAUUGAGAAGGAUAAUUAUUAUAUUAGUUAUGAAUAAUUUUAUAAUUAUUAUUCUUUACAGCUGAUCCCUUGGGAACGCAGUUUUGUCCGCCCUUUUGUGACACUGUCAUAAGAGAGCACUACUGGUUCUGGAAACCAAACACAACAAGUAGAGUGAAGAGUGUUAGCACGCUUGUUAGUGAGUAUUUGACGAGUGUCGGAAGGGGCUGUCACAUGGUACUCAACUUGAACCCAGAUCCUUAUGGCUUGGUUGAAGAGGAGGAUAUGCAAGCAUACAAAGAGUUUGGUGAAGCUGUCAGUUUGCUGUACAAAAAUCUUGUCUUCACAGACAAAAAUCCAGAACUGAAAGUUGGAGUUGAGAUAGUGUGGAGCUUGCCAGAGCUUUACUGGAUGGGUAAGGGCGCCGUAGUAAUCAUGGAAAACAUAGCAGAAUUCGGACAGCUCGUUGAAGAAUACCAGCUGCGAUUUAAGACCCUAAAUGGCUGGCUUGAGUACCCUGAGCAAGGAAGUAGUGUGGGUCAGAAACGGAUUCAUGCUUUCCCUGCAGCAUUUACCGGGGAGGUCAUUUCUGCCAUUAGCUUAAACGUCACCAAAUUGGUGACAAAUGGCACCUCCAUUACAUUACGUGAAGUUUCUGUUUAUGACUGGAACGAGGCGGGAUUGAAAGGCUAUGUGUGA
Molecule: messenger RNA, 6269 nt
Organism: Porites evermanni
Lineage: Eukaryota; Metazoa; Cnidaria; Anthozoa; Scleractinia; Poritidae
Source: the annotation of a GenBank genome assembly